AUGGCACCCACAUACGAGUACACCAGUCUCGAGGGACCCGGUUCUAUAAGAAUUAUCCAUCUCGAGCCUGGACGCGGCGAUGACACUCUCAGCUGCACCCUCGAGACCGCGGCCUUGGGAGAUGGUGUCAAAUACGAAGCACUGUCCUACGCCUGGGGAGACCCCAGCGACCGCCGAACAAUCAAGUGCCACGGCAGAGACCUCGACAUCACCACCAGUCUAUUCAAAGCGCUACAGCAGUUGCGUCGGGCAAGUGAGACCCGUCUGCUUUGGGCAGAUGCUGUCUGCAUCAACCAGCAGGAUAUGGAGGAGAAGAGCGAGCAGGUCGGGCUGAUGUCACAGAUCUACUCCCAGCCACAAAGAGUCCUGAUCUGGCUCGGCGACGACAUGGUCGGUUUGGAGGGUGUACAAGAAUCUCUAGAGGCAGUGCUUCGAAUGAUCCCGCCGGUUCAUUAUGAUGCCGAGUCCAUAAGAGAGUGCUCUCUUCGGUUUUGUCGCGAGACAGCACGGCUUACGAGAGAAGGUCGAAGUAGCGAGACCCUCUCACACCACGACUGGAGGCCAAUAAACGCCCUUCUGGACAGAACGUGGUUCUCGCGCAAAUGGAUCGUGCAGGAGGUUUCAAUGGCGUCAGGUCAUGUACCGCGCAUAGUCAUGUGUGGUUCAAUAGAGAUCGCCUGGGAGACACUGUCGACAAUCGCUUACGCAAUGUUCACUUAUGGCUUCUUCUCGCAGGCCACGAGCGAAUCUCUAUUAUACGCCCCGGGUCCUUCGCCCUCGCACCACUUCUCCUGCACCGCAAUCCAACCAACAAUUGCCGUCGUAAACGCUUACGUUGUUCAAAUGAUCCAACACUUCACGACCGGCAAUCUCCUCGACUGCGCCAUGGCGACCUACGCUUUCAAGUGCACCGACUCUAGAGACCACAUCUACUCCCUCCUCGGCCUAGCCCGUCGCGGACCAUACCCCGUCACCAUAGAACCAGAUUACAGCAAAUCCGCCGAACAAGUCCUGUUCGACUUCGCCAGAUCUGUGUUGAUACAAGACCAAAAUCCAAAUCUACUAGGUCUCGCGCCAAACAACGAGUCUGAGAUAACGGGCAAGGACACGGAGAGGGGCAAGCUACCCAGCUGGGUCCCGGAUUUGGUCUGUGGUGCGCCCGCGACGAGUCUUGUGGGGUUUUCGAUUCGGGAGGCUGUUUUUCAAGCUGGCCUGCAGGUACCAUCAGGGACCAAAACGGAAAUGCAGGCUAUUUACGAGGAUGAGAGCAAACGUCACUUGCACGUGCAGGGCCGGAUCGUUGAUGUGGUGCAGGAGGUGGCGUUGUGUCCAUUCCUCAUUAAUGUUCCGGAGGAUAAAGAUGUCGAUGAGGAUACACUCCGACGAAAGCGGGCAAAGAUUUGGUUUGACGAUUGCUUGAGAGUUGCUUUCAGCUAUGAUGGCGACGAGUAUCGUCAACAAGGUGGGACUAAUAACGAAGACGACUGCAAUGGCGGGGAGAACGCCACUGAGACAACCGUUGGUCUAGACACAGGGGAUGGCAGCACAGGUACACUGCGCCUCUGGAAUCGACAAACCCCGGACGUAAAAGAGAGGUUCGCCCGCACCAUGAUGAUGGACCACUGUGGUCUUCGCGAUCCUCUCCAUCCAGACACGGUGGAGGCCAUGGUCGACUACGUCGGCCAUGUAUGCGGUUACUUCGACAAAGACUACGUUGUCUCCGAUGAGGCUCUCGAAAGGAUGAUCGCCAGCGGAGGCAUGAUAGAGUUUGCCAUUUUCGGCACAUCAGUUACUCGUCGCUUUUGCAUCAGCCGCAGUGGCCGAUUCGGACAGGUUCGCACAAAUACACAGAAAGGGGAUUUGGUUUGUGUUGUGGUGGGAGCGCAAGUGCCUUUGGUCAUCCGACCCACUGGCGGCGGUGAGGAAACGUACGAGUUGAUUGGGGAUUGUUAUCUUGAUGGGGUUAUGCACGGGGAGGCUAUGGAGGAUCGGAGGUAUAAGACAGUUGAGAUUGUUUUCGUGUGACGAUACUGUCGAUAGAGGGGAAAUACCUGAAUACUUGAUGAUGACAUCUGCGUUCUAUAGUGAGGAUAUUGGCGUAUUUACCCUUUCUUAUAUCUAUAGAAAUCCCCGAGAUCUAUAAUGUAC
Microdochium trichocladiopsis is the source of this 2148-nucleotide messenger RNA. RefSeq names its product heterokaryon incompatibility protein-domain-containing protein. The transcript is spliced from 3 exons. The record is from RefSeq and is a predicted model, not a curated record. Lineage: Eukaryota; Fungi; Ascomycota; Sordariomycetes; Xylariales; Microdochiaceae. Bases 1 to 2025 code for a protein of 674 amino acids.